Messenger RNA from Cinara cedri, 38424 nucleotides. The record is from the annotation of a GenBank genome assembly. Lineage: Eukaryota; Metazoa; Arthropoda; Insecta; Hemiptera; Aphididae.
AUGGAAACGACGGACAACAGUUCGGAAAUGUUUUCGUUGACGGACAACAGUUCAGUGACUUUGUCAACGGACAACAGUACAGUGACUUUGUCAACGGAUAACAGUACAGUGACUUUGUCAACGGACAAUAGUACAGUGACUUUGUCAACGGACAUCAAUAAUUGUACAAUAACGACGUCGACUGAUACCAAUAGUUAUAUAAUGGCGUCGUCAUCGGACACCAACAGUUAUAUGAUGAUGCCGUCAACAGACAUCAGUAAUUGUUUAAUGACGUCCCCAUCGGUCACCAGUAGUUGUACGAUAGUAUUAUCGACGGACACCAGUAGUUGUACAAUGACGUCGUCGACGAAUACUACUAGUUGUAUAAUGACGUUGUCAAUGGACACCAAUAGUAAUAUGAUAACUUCAUCAACGAAUUCUAAUAGUUGUACAAUAACGUCAUCCACGGAAGCUGACAGUAAUUCUGUUCCUUCAGUUGUUAUCAGCACACAGUCACAGGUAUUAUUAAAUAGAAUUAAUGUGAUAUUUUUAUUCAAUCCAUAAUAAUUUUUAAUAUUUAAUAAUAAUAUUGUAUUAUUAAUACUUAGCCAAAAAACGACAACGGAAAUGACAUUUUUAAUUACGAAAUUCCUCUAAUACGGGCAAUAUCUUUAGAAUCCUAUAUUAUCGCCUCGUCCGUGUACAUAAUGAUUGAUGAGGGCAGAACCAUGGACGCGGAUAGGCGUCUCAUGUGGUAUUUAAAACGUCUGGGUACAGUACAAAUGGUAGAUGAAAAAUUUGAGGACAUUGAAAUGGAAGAACCAUGUAAAAUCAUGUCAUUCAUACCAAGAAAAGAACGUAACAAUAAGAAAACUAGCGUUAAAAGUACUAGUUUUGUGAUGGACACAUUUACCCGGGUAUAUUUUAUGACACCAGUUUACAAUAUGGUGUACUGUUUAGACAUGAGUCCAUCUAACUGUACAGUGGUAAGAUCCUUAUAGUAUAUGUUUUAGAUGUUUCGUUUUAAAGUAAAUUACAAUUAAGUGGUAUUGUUUGAUUCAAUUUUCUUUUAGGAUAUUCAAAGAGGUUAUGUGAUGCUUGAUGAAAUGAUGGUAGCACUGAGACGAAGCAUUGAAGGGUUUAUCAGGCCUGUAUGAUAUUUCUUUUGAUGACUUAAUAUUAUUAUAAUAUAUAUUAAACAUAAUGUCAAAAUUGUGUGUAUUGACACAAUUUAAGUUAAUAUAUAAAAAUAAUUACAAUAUAUUAUACUUCUUUUAACCAUGUAUUUUUUAAUAUUAUAGUUCAUUGUCCCGGGAUCUAAAAAAAUUUUGUUUGAGCCUCAAGUGUAUGUUACAGUUAUAGUGCACACACCAUUUUUCACAUCAUUAGCACAGCAGGUAUACUUGAAAUAUUCAAUCUUAUGAAAACAUCACAUAUUAUGUUAUAUUUUUUCAACAGGUACUUGUGCAAGGAUGGCUUAUCAAUAGUCAUAAUUUUGUUCAUUUUUUUAGAACUAUUUCAUUUGAAAUGAAUCGCCUUGAAAAUUCAUUAGCCAAAACAAAAAUAGUUAUUGAAAAAACCAAGGUAAAUAUUUGUACUAAAUAUAUUUCAGAAAUAUGAUUCUUUUUCCAUUCAUUUUUAAUGUAUUUUAUAUUAUCUAUUUUAAUUUUAUGAUUUUAAUAAUCAGAAAAUUAAAAAAUAUGAAAUAUUUAUUAUUAAAUAAAUAUUUCAGUGUGUAUAAAAAACAUUUAUAAUGAAUAAUAUAAAACCAUUAAUUUUAUACCUACUACUAUGGUAGGCUUUGUUAUAACUUAUACACUGUUAUUUCAAAUCUUUUCUUUUUAUUUGGUACAUAUAAAAUUCUUUUCUAUUUAAUAAUAAAAAAAUAAAAAUACAAUUGAAAAUCUAAAUUAUGUGAAUUAAUAUUGGUCAUUAAAUUAUAUUUUAACUGAAUGAUUGACUAUUAAGUAUUAAGUUUUAUACAUUAAAAUAAUACAUUUAAAACUAAAUUUUAAAAAACUGGAAUUGUACACAAUUUAAUUUUUAUAAAACUGAUAAGUUAAAUAACUAUUAAUUUAUUGUUUUUAUUAUUUUUGUGUUGUAGAGUUGUGACAAUGAUAAUAACACAUCAGAAAAUGAAAAUGAAAUUCCUAAAAAUCAAAAGUCUAAUAUUAAUAAAAGUCCCUAUAAUAGAACAAGUUGUAAUGAGGAACAUAGGCCAACUAUUAAUAACAACAAUCCUGAUUCAGGUUUUAUAAACACUUUAAGAUAUGGCAUGCUAGCUGUUAGAUUAUUACCACAAUCAAAUAUAUCAAGUAAGUUUUGUUUCUUAGGCUUCUUUAAUAAAUUAUUACAAAUAAUACCUAAAACAUCACUUUUUAUAGAAAAAUUCUAAGAUAGUUUGAAAUAAUAUUUUUCAGUGAUAUUAAUUUAUAGACAAAGAGUAAUUAUUUAGGACUGUUUGAAAGCAAAAUAAAAACAAAUAUUAAUUGGAUAUGCUUUUUUCAAGCGUAAUAAAUGUACUUUUAUUUAUUAAUUUAUUAUUUUAAAUAUGCUUAUUAAUAUUGACUUUUAAGUAUUUUGAUCUGAUAUAUUUAUCUGUUUAAAUGUAAUAGUUUCUUAUAAGUAAUCUUUAGUAAUUAUAGUUAAAAUUAAAAAAUCAACUUUAAUUAUAAAUAAUAAAAAGGUAUUUAACAUAUGUUAUAUAGUGUUUGACAUUUUUUUUAGCUCCUAAAAUGUUAAUUUUUUAAAUAAAUAUUAUUUUUUUUACUGCAUAUUAUAAGACAUAUUUUAAUAUUUUUGAGUGUAUAUGAACAUUACUAAUAAAGAAAUCACUAGUUAUUUGCCAUUCAAGUUUAAUAAGCUGUGAAACAAAUUUUUUUCUUUUUAUUUUUCAUUCAUUCAAUUUCAAAUUGUUUUUUUUUUAUAAUUUUUAGUAACUUAUCAAAAAUAAUAUGUAUAAUUAGGGUUAAACAGGCUAUAAUAUGCCAAUGAAAAGUCAGUAGCUGUCAGAGUUCCUGAGAGCUGUAGACUCCCUGAAUAAGAAAAAAAUGGCUGUGGCUCACUAUUCAUUGGCCAUACUAUAACCUAUAACUGUAACCUAUAGGUUACAGGCAGUGUUGAGAAUAGAUAACACAAAUUUCAUUUAUAGAUAAUUUUAUAUAAAUUUAUCUAGAUACAGAUAAAGAUAAAUACAUUUUACAUUUAUUUAGAUUAGAUAAAGAUAUUUAACUUUUAUUUAGAUAAUUUUUAGAUAGUUUUAGUUUUGAGUUUUUCCAAUUUAUAGCCUGCACUAAUUGUUGGAAUCAUCAAUAGUUGUUUGUUAAUAUCAUCAUUGAUUACCAUCAUUCAUUAAAUAGGUACUAGUAAUAAUAAUCAAUGAUAUCAUAAAUAAAAUUAUGACAAUAUCAUGAUAUUAUUUUGGCCACAAUAAUAUUGUGUAAUAAUUUGUGGGGAUUGAUCACAUGUGUCCCUAUCUUCAAAAAGGCAGCAAUUAAUGGUGUAAAAUAAAAUACAUUUAAGCCACAUAAAUGUUUUUAUUACGUGUAAAUUUCAAGUUAAGACUUAAAGAACCAUUUAUAUCCUUAAUAUUGAAUAAUGAAUCUAUAAGUCAUAAAAUAAUGUUUCAUGCUAUCAACUUCAUAAAAUUUGAUAGUAGAACAUGGGAAUAUAGUAUGAGUAUAUCUACUAAUUGGAUAGUGUUCUGAUAGAACAAUUUUAGUUAACAAAAAUAAAUAUGAGUAUAAUAUAUACAUCAUUAUAAUAAUAAAUGCAAAACAAAUUUAAAGUUGUGUUGUUAUAUUUAAAGUAGGUAUAUUAAACAUGAAAUUUGACAUUGCCCAUAAGAUUAAAUUAAUUUAAAACAUUGCACAACUACAAAAUAUACCUCAAUAAGCAUCCUUUUCAUUUCCCUCUUCUUUCAAUAACUUCUUUUACAACUUGCUUAAGUAAAAGUUAGAGUUAUUAUGACUUUAUAAAAUAUUAUAAUUUUGUGUAGGUAUUGUGUGCUUGUGUGUGAUAAGAAAUGCAUUGGUAUUUAUUAGAUAAUAUAAAUUUUACAUCAUCUUCAAAAUCUGUGUUUUUAUUUUCUUCCUCAAAAUUCAAUUCAUUACAAUCUUGAUAUAGAGCAUUAGUACUUUCAUAUAUUAGUAUAUUUGCUUCAUAAUAUUGGGUGAAUUUCAUCAAUUGACAUAUCACGAUCUUAAGUGACAUUUUAGAGACUAAAUUCCAGUAAAUAUAGUAUAAAGUAAUGAUGUCAGACAUAUCUGGAUUCCAAUAUAAUACAUAUAAUCACCUUAUUAUAUUAGUUUAUACAAAUGAUGUUACUAAUUUAUUAAAAAUUAGGUACUAUGAUAAUUUAUAAUUAAAACUGUAUUUUAUUGAAUGAAGAACACAAAAUCUAGUUCUGUGUCAAGUAUUCAAUAUUAAUUUCUUCGUAAUUUUUUUUUAGAGUUUUUAAAUUUUAAAAUUAUUUGUUUUUUAUAAAAUAUUCUUAGUGUGACAUUUUAUAAUCUUUUAUACAUUUUUUUUUUAGAUUUGGUUGUGAUUACUGAUGGCAUGAUUUCAUUGGCUGACAUACAAGUGCUUGAUUUGGUUUUAAACCAAUUGAGAUCUAUAGGUGUGGCAUGCUCAUUUUUACAUGUAUCUAGUCAAUUUCAUCCAAAUUCCAGUCAUGGGCUUGUGCCAUACCCUGAAUUAAUGCAGCUUAUAGCAACAGCCACAUCUGGUACUUACUUAAAUUCUUUCCCAAAAACAUUGCCUAACUUAGUUGUUAAUUAUUAUCAUACUAAAUUCAUAAUGUGGUCAUUUAAAAGAGGAGAUGCUAAGGAGUCUCCAAUCACAAAGCUUAGUUGUACUCCUCCACGGGUUCGUACGGGUGAAUGGACUAUAAGGUAAUGCAUAUUAUAAUAAAUAUUAGAAUUUAUAUACUUAAAACAAAAUAUUCAAAGUACAAUGUAUUUUGGAUUUCCUGUGUACUGUAUAGUGUAUGUGUAAGUAACCAAUAAGUAUUAAUUAUAAUUGUAUGUACAUUUUUGUUUAAGGAAUUCAAGUUUUUAUGGUAACAGAGAACCACAAUUGGUUUCUAAAAAACAAAUUAGUGAUCAUGUUCACGCUCACCUUGAAAAUAUUAUUUGUUGUCGUAUGCGUGAAGGAUUUUUAGUAAAGGUAUUUAUAUUGUGUUUAAUCAAAUAGACAUUUUAAAAUUGUAUGUGAAAAAUUUAUAUUUCAUUAAUGUUUAAAAUAAUUAUACAAUUUCAAAAUAUAUAACUAAUAACUAUGUACAUUUGGAAAUAUUAUUUUUUAUUAAUUGCAAAUAAAUUUAUAAAUAUAGGAUAUACAACUCAAAGAUGCAGGAAACAAUAAUAAUUCUGUUCUGGACAUAACUAAUCCAUGUAAACUUCAUUUAAAAUUAGUUUUGCCGUGGACUAAUCAUAUAUAUAUUGAGUAUGAUAUAAUUACAAAAUGGCCACCACCAGUUAUACCAAUGGAGCCAAUAGUAAUUCAAAAUAUCACGGAAAAUCCAUCUGAUUCAACAACAGAAUCAAAACAAGUACCACCACAACCACAACCAGAUGAUUCUUUAAAUAUUCAUUACACUGUUGUGGUCAAAGGUUACAAUAUAUUAUAUAACAUUUAAAUAUUCAGUAUUUGUAUAGUUUAUAUUUAUUAAUUUGUUGAUACAUUUAUAAUAUUUAGGUCCAUAUGAAUUUUUACACGAUAUUACAUGUAGUAAAACUAAAAAAUAUUUAGAACAAUCACAGACAGCUCGAUCCUUCAAAUUUCAGUUAUCAUCUUGUCGAUCCUCAUCAAUUUCUUUUGCUGCUGCAACAACUACCAUUACAAAAAAAACUGACUACAUUAUGAGUGAUAGAUCAUCUACUAGAGUAAUUUCUUCAAUGUAUAGACAAGCUCUGAUUGCUCGAUUUUGGUCUACCAUGCAGUCCAUAGUACAAACCGAUGUGUUAAUUAAACAUUUAGAAACAUAUUCACCCAGUACAGGCCACUUAUUUGAUAGUGAAAAUCAACCAAAACAGCAAACCGAAAAUCAUGAUCUAUCACCUCUCAAACUUGAAAUUCCAUUAACAACAGAAAUUGACGAGAUAGAUGAUAUAUGUUUAAGUCCACUUAGUUUAAAUAGUAUUAUUGAUCAUAUAGUAAUGACAGCAAAUGCUGAUGGAGCAGAAUCAAAAUCAACAGUUAAUUUGGCAAUUCCUGGAGCUUUAAAUAAAAGUCCAUUGCUUAAUGGUGUGCCUUUAUUCUAUCAUUUACCAUUGAAUUCAAAUUAUUAUUUUUCUUUAAAGCAAAAUAAAGUAAAAUUAGAGUUAGUAUUAUACCUAAUAGUAUUAUGAUAAUUUAAUAAAAUUGUAUUAAAUAUAUUUUAAAUUUUAGUGGUCAACAAAAAAAUUAUAUUGAUCAACAACAUCAACAAUUUGUGGAUUUUUGGAAACCAGUAUGCACUUUAGACCCUGAAUCACAAUGGCCCAAAUGGUUUUCCACGUACAGGAUUGGUGGUGGUGUAUUAUUGCUAAGACAUGAUCGUCCCCUUCCCCGUUGGUUACAUAUGCCAAACAUAGAAAAUGAACCAUAUACCAUUAUGACUGUAACAUGCAGAAAAGCAGCUAAAUCAUUGUUUGCUUUACUGAAACAUUGGUGUACAUUUGUUUUGAUUGAUGAUCACUCUUAUGUAAAAUGUUUAAAUAAAAAGUAAUAUAAUAGAUAACUAUUUUUGUGUUUGUAUGCUAUUUGUAUGCAUUAUUAAAUUUAUGUUUGUAUAAUUAUAUUUUUUAUAGUGAGACACUAACAGGCAAUUUAUCAUUUUGUAUUGCACGUGUUUCCUUGAAGGCACCAUCUUGUUGUUGUGUUGUAUUGCAUUUAGCAUUUCAAAGCUGUGUACCAGCAUCUAUUCACUAUGAGGUUUAAAUAAUAAAUUUUAUUUAAUAUUGUAAAUGAUAUUAAUUGAUUAAAUUCUAAUUGAUUAAAUGAUAGAUUAUUGAUGAUUUGAGAAACAAAAUUGUAUUGUUGGACUCAACUACAGUAGUGAAUUAUUUGUUAUCUACUGACGACCAGCAACAACAACCAACUGAUGAAAAAAAAAAACCAGAGGAAAAAAAGAAAGAAGAAACAGAAUUAAAAGUAAAAAAAAAAUCUACAAGGUUACAAAAAUAUGUGUAUUUAUUAGACAAACCAUUGGAAAAGAUCCUUGUUAGGUAUAAAAAUAAUUUUUAUAAAAUUUACAUAUUAAAAAUGAAAUAUUCAGUUUUUUUUUAUUUAAAUUUAAUUAAAUUUUAGGUAUGAACGGAUUCCUUCCCAAUUCACCACAGUCAUAUUUCCAGAUGGCUCACAACCUAAUCCAGGUGUCUCAGUAUCUAAUUUACAAAAUAUAAAUUAUAAAUCAAAGCGUAGACAAAUACUAGAUGUUGCUGCAGAUAUUUCAACUAAAGUGGAAUUAAAAGCUGUCACAGCAACAACUACCCUAUCUCGUUAUUUGUAUCAUAGACGAUGGAUAUGGAGUAGUGGACGUAGUUACUACAGUAACUGUUUUAGCAAUGUAUCUCCAAAUCUUCAAUUACAUUUAGCUCGGACUCUAUCAGUAUUAACCAAGUAAGUGUUUACUAUUGAAAUAUAGUCAGCAACAAUAUGUGUUGUUUUUAGAUUUCAUAAAUACCUAAAUCUCUAGGCUCCUCAAUUCUACAUAGUGCUAUCUUUAACCUAAGAACAUAAUAUAUAUUUUUUAGGAAUUGCUAAAAAUUAAAAACUCUAAUGCUCAACUUGAUAAUUCUCUGAUAUUUGUAUUAAAUAUGCUUUAAUAAUUGUUUCCUUUAUUCUGUCUGUUUGUAUACACAGUGUCCCAUGAAUAUAUAUCUAUUGUAAUAUAUUAGGAGAUAUUAAAAAUAAUCAAAUUCUUUUACAAAAUUUAUUCACAGGAAUAAUGACUGCAAAUAUUUAUAUUUCAAUUGAGUUUUCAUGUUAUUGAAAAAUUUUAAAGAUAUUCAUUUUAUAGUGUAUUCUUCUAAAAAGCUUUUAAUAAUCUUUUACUAUUUUUUUAAUGUAAUUUGUUAGUAUACUUUAAAAAUAUUUUAUUAAUUUUUAUUAAAUUUUUUCUAUUAUAAUAUGUUAUAAUUAUAAUUAAAAUACUACACUAGUGUAUUUAUCUAUCUUAGAAGUAUUUUAAAAUGUAUUUGUUUUUAGUGUACGAUUAAAGGAAGGAUUCCGAUUUGCACAUUCAUCAACUGGAAUCAUAAACAUGGUUUUACAAGUAGACAUGAUUGAAGUUAGUAUUUUUUAUAAUUAUCAAUAAUAAAUUUGAUAUUAUUAUAUUUAUGCCAAAAAGCCACAAAGUGACAUAAGUAUAGGUAUAAAUAUAAAUAUAAAUAUAAAUGCAAACAUAUAGUUAAAUAAAUAUAGUUAGGUAUAAAAAUUAGUGAUGUACAAUUUCUGCAAUUUCAAAUUAAAUUUUUUUUUCUAAAUUCCGCUUAAAAUUUUAAAUUAGUCUUAGAUAUAUUAUUAAAGUAGGUUUUAAUCAAUUUUAAAUUUUGUUUUAUAAAAGUAAGUUUCCUCUUCCCUACCCUUGAAGGAGUAAUACUCCUUCAGAUAGAGAUUUUUAAUAUAGGGAAAUUGGUUAUGCUAUAGACUUAACACAGCAAGUUAGAAACAGGAAAUUCUGUCAGGAUCCAUAGAAUAUGAUUUUACUAAUGAGUGUAGACUAGCUAAUAUAUCAUUGAAUAAAAUAUUAUAAUUGGAUGGCAAAAGAAAUUUAGAAGAUAGGUAGAUGGGAUGAAUACAUUAUAAGUAUGUAUUGGAUGAAAAUGUAGAAAAGUUGACCUUUAUAUUAUGGAUAAGAAGUAAAUAUCGGAAAGAUUAGAGAUAAUAUAUCUAAUCAUGUAUGGGUGGGGUAAGGCAAUCCUUACAGAUCCUUGAUGUGUGUGUCCACCAUGAUUGGUGUAAGUAGGACUUUUGAGUUGAAAGUAAUAAUAAUGGAUCGGGUUUUAAUUUUUUUGCUUUGAUAUGUAGGAUAUGUACAAAUUUUGUAAAUUUCAAAAACACAUUAGAUUUUAGUAUUAAUUUAUGUACUUCCUUGUUAUGUAUAUGUUUGUUUAUUGUGAGGUUGGACCUUUCAAUAUCUACAUUGAACAUUAAAUGUUUGGAGUUGUAAUAGCUGUUAUUGGUACAAUUUUGUGGAGAUGUGUAUUUUUUAAGAAGUAGGAUUCAUUUAGUGUCACACCACAAACAGUUUUUGUAUGGAUGGAUACCACACAAGACUUGUGUACUCUUGCUAGCACAGACAUAGAGUAUAGGCAUUUGUUCCAUUCCCCUUCACCCAAUUUUUGGUAAGGUAUAAUUCGUGAGUGCAUUAAUGAUUGUUCCUUGCUCUAAUUUUUGACUUAACACAUUUGUAAUAUUUUAGCCUGUGUGUAAUUUUAGAUUUAAGAGUGUAGUGAAGGAUCAUUUGAAUUUACUAUGAUGUGUGUUUUUGUAUUUAGUAUUUUUAAUUUUUAUAUUUAUACCAAAAAUCUUGAUCUGAUGUAUAAGUGGAGCACCUUUUUUGAAAGGAAAUUUCAUCCAGUAGGUACAUUGUGAAAGUAAUUUUUUAAUUUUCUAAAGAGUUUUUUAUAAUUGAGUAAAACCAAAAAAAAUACUACUUUUACUGCAGUUACUGUUGUAGAGGGAAGGUUAUUGAAGUUGAGAAGGUAGGAUAUAGAGGGGAAUUUAAUUUAUGUCUGUAAUGAUAAAUCAUUGCUAACAAAAAAUUAUUCUGAGUGGAGGUUGUACAAUGUAUAUGUUUUAAAAGGCCAUAAUAUUUACAAUUUAAUCAAAACUUGAUAUUAAAAUUCUUAUAAAAACAAUAUACCACAUCAAACUCAAUAUUUUUUUUUACCAUAAAGUAUAACCUAUAAUGAGCCUCCUGUUAAAUUAUUAAGGAUUUUUGUUUAGUCUAACAAUUCUUAUCCACAUAGUACCUACCAAAUAAAAAUAAUUAUCUAAAAAAUUAAUGUCUCUAAAUAUCUUAAAAAUAGCUUAAAUAUUUUGAAAAUUUGAAUAGGUCUUGUGUACCUAUUUAAAAUGCAUGUAAGUAAAAUAUGAUGACCAUUUUAAAACAAAUUUUAUUCAUCAUUAUUUUCUUUGCAUAUAGUUAUCAUUAUUUUUUAGAUCAGCCAUCAUUCCUUAUUAAAAUAUUAUCACUAGUGUUAUAACAUACAUUUUACUCAAAUAAACUAUCAGCUGAGUGUAAACCAUAAUAUAUUAUUAAAGAAAAUUAUAAGGAAUCUGUUAUACUCAAUUUUUUAACUGUUCAGUUAUACAGCUGUACUAUUAAAUCAAUGACAUACCACAUUUAGAUAUACUACUACCAAUGAAUGACUAAGGGCUGUUAAUCUGAUUAUUAAACCCAAUUUAUGGUUGAUAACUGACCACAAUUGGUUGAUUAUCUUAUAAACUCCAUUUAAAAAUCAACAUUUAUGUUGGUGAGACACGGCCUAAGUAACUUAAGUUAGGCAACCAAAUUAACAUAACAACAAACUUUAUUUUAAGAAUACUGAUAAAUUGUAUUGAUUUGGUUGCUAGAGGAGCUAAUUUUGCUAAUACUAUAUUUUAGUGAAUUGGUUAUUCUAAAUCAUUCUGUAAUAUAUUUGUGUUUUAUUUAGCAUUUUUAAAUAAUUAUAUUAUGGUUAAUCAUGGUUAUAUUAUAAUAAAAAUAUACAAACUAUAGUUCAACUAUGGGAAAAGGACUUAGCUUUAGUAGUGAUAAAUAAAAUUAUUUUGUUUUGAUUAAACUACUAAUAUUAUUGAGUAAUCUAUAAUAGUUAUAGAAUUGAACAAAAUGUUUAAGAUAAUAUUAAUUUAAGUAAUAUUAACAUUUAUUUUCAUGAAUGAAGAUUUAGUUUUGUUCCAUCAUUCUAUAUUACUAUUGUUUUAGUUAAAAAUUUUAAAUGCCUACCUAUUAUUUUUUUCCUUAAAUGUAAUUCAUAUUUGAUCAUUUUUAUAUAUAUAUAUAUAUUUAAUUUUGUUUCUUUAUGAAUAUGUUUUAUUAGUAACCUGAUAAUGGUGCAAUUUUCAUUCACAUGCUAUUCUUAGAAUAGUAUAUGAAAUUAUUGUAAUUUCUAAAUAAUUUACCUUUAAUUAUAAAUUAUUAAAUGAUAAUGGGUUUUUUACAUUUUAUAAAUUAAAAGUAGACCAUUUUAUAGUUCACAAUUUAGUUUAAAACUAAAAUUUAAUACUAUUUAACAAAAACUAAACAUUAAAUAAGUAUAUUGUUAUUCAUUGUAUUGUUUUAUAGGGAUCAAAGGCUUGUCCAAGUACACCAACCAGUCAUUGUCUCAUUCAGUAUGUUCUAUUUCCACCAAAUAUAUCACAUAAAUUUCGAACAAAAUAUAAUGAUAAUGUACAUCAGAUUACUUUAUUGAAAAAAAAAAAUGUAGAUGAUAAAUCAACAUCAACAUCAUCAAUUGAAGAUGCAAGUCAAAAACAAAAAAAAAAUAUGAUCACUUCAGAGUCUGGUGAUAGUAAUGAUUGUUAUUCACUGCCAACUACAGAAGAUGAUUAUCAGUUGAUAACUGAAUGUUGGAUUGAGCCACAACAUGGAUUGGUAGUGGUCAAUAAAAAACAAAAUAAUAAAUAUAUGGUUGGAUUGAAUUAUGAACAGUUAGCAGAUGCGGUGAGUAAACAUUGCUAAUAAAUUUUGAUACAUAUAGUAGACUCUUAGUAAUCUGGCAGAUACCAGAUCAUAAAUACAUAUUUUUACUUAUUGAAAAACCUUAAUUUUAUUAAAAUAUGUAAAUAAUGCAUACAUACUGAUUUAUGCUAAUGCAAUACAAUAGUUUACUAAGAGUCUAUUGUAUUUAGAUGGUUUGAUUAUUAAAUACAAUUUGGUUAUUUAAACAAUUAUGUAAAAUAUGUAAGAUAUUGAUAAUAAUUUGAAUCUACAAAAGAUCAUAGGGAUUCAUAAGAGUGAUAAUUAUAAUAAAAAAGUUUAGAAGUAAAAAUAAGUGCACAUAUUUACAUUUUUAUUUUAUACUAUCACAAUACUUGUAAAAUUAUAAAUUAUUUCUGAUACAUGAAAUAAUUAUGAUUAACCAAUAGAGAUGAUUUUCAUAUGAAUAUAUCUUUUUAUCUAUUGGUUUUAUUGAGUCAAAUGAUAAACAAUUGAUAAAAAUGAACUCACACUCUUAAUAAAAUAAUACAAAAAAUUUACUCUAACAACUCAUGUUAUUAUUUUAGCAACUAAUUUAUUUUAUAUUUCUUAUAAUAAAUGAUCAGUAUUUUGUAAAUUGGCUAUCCAAUGUUUAACUAUUUAAGGUGAUAAAUAGGACACACUGUUGUAGAUGAGAAGUUGGGAAACAUUCCCACUGGUAUUCUGAGUGAAGUGAGGAAUGUAUUGGUUUUACAAUGGUGUUUAUUAUUUUAUAUUAUUUUUGUUUUUUUUAUACUGUGUAAAAAUUCUAUCAGAAAUCUUGCUCCAAAGUAUCAAGCAUAGCACAUUUUCUGAAAGGGAAUUUUCCUAGAGUGGUACUUUAAGGUCAUUUUUUUUUCCAUCUUUAAGAAUAUGUAUAAUGUAUAAUGCUUAAGAACUCAGUGUAUUGUAUUUAUUGUUAUGAUUAUCAAAAGUACAUGAAAUCUUUAAAAAAUAAGUAGUGAUUAGAGCUUGGUAAAUUUUGUAUGAUUUGGCUUAUUUUAAUUCAAUCAAUUACCUAAUUAAUAAAUUCUUAAUUUUAUAUUAUAUUAUUUUUGAAAUACUUAUACUAAAAAUCACUAUUGACUAAUCAAUAAUAUGAAAAAAAAAUAUUAGUUAUAUUUCAAUAAAAUUACUCUAGGGUGUAAGAGAUAUGGAAAACAAAGUAAGAGACAUUUUUUUAAAUUUACUAUAAUGACAUAAUUAUGAACAAUUAAUCAAUAAAAACUGUAACAAUCCAUAAUGUUUAAUAUUAAGUCUCAAAUAUACAUUGUUAUACAUUGUUCUAAAGCUGUAAAACAAUUUAUGUAAAAUAUUAAUUUUUCAGAUCUCUCUUGAAAAAAAUUUGGAAAUUGGAGCUUAUUUCCUUUUACCUUCUAAUCAUUAAUAUAUUCCAAUAUUAUCAAUAUUCAUAUUUAUUUAGUUUUUUACAAAUUACAUUUUUAAAAUACUAAAUAAAUACUUGGAAACUUAAUAUGUUAUGUUGAAAUAAUGUUUACAGUAAUAGUUUUGAAUGAGUAUGAACCUUAGUAUUUUUUCUAACACUUGCUAUGUAUGUCGUGUUGUUCACCCUAAUAACUAAAAAAAUAAUCUUUAUUGUAGGCAUAACUCAAGUUUAUUUUGAAAAAUAUAUUUAUUGAUAUUUAUGAAAGAAAAAUAAUAUUAUCAUGAAGUACUGUAAAAAAAUAAAUAAAUAACCAUGCCUAAUAGUAUUUAAACACUUAGAAAUAUUUUACAUUUUUAAUUAUUUUAUAUUUUUGUACAAGUAGUUAUUCAUUUUUUUUUAUCCUCUUACACAUUUUUUAAUAUGACUAAUGCUUAUGAAUUAUAUUAAAAAAAAACAUUUUAUCCAUAUAUGAUGUCACACUUUAGCAAUUCGUCUCUUAUCAGUUAAAUUAUUUUAUUUUUUUUAAUCCACAAUUUAAUUAGUUAGUUAAACCAUGAACACUAUGAUGGUUUUAAAAUGUUGAGUCUAGAAUAUUGUCCUCUUAUAGUCAAGACCCCUCUUUUCCUUUUAAAGUAUAAUAAUACUAAAAAUAGCCAAGUAUAAUAAUAUUAGGCUAUUUUUAUUAGGCCACAAUUGUAAGUUUAAGUUUAAUUAAGUUUUAUAGUUAUUAAACAUUUAUUUUAGGCAUUAUUUAUAAAAGCACACAUUAAUUAUAUAUCUACCUAUAUACCUAGCAUAAUGUGACAAUUAGUAUUAAAAUAUAAUCACAAAAGAAUAUUGUGUUAAUUUGUUUCAACUACAUCUUAGUAUCUAUAUAUUAUAAAGAAGUUGUAGUGAAAUUUGCGAAAUAAAUUACAAUAUAAAACUGUUGAUCUAGACAGUACUUAAAUAAUAUGAUGAAUUAGACCAAUAUAUAAUUAGACCCCUUAUAAAUUAUUAAAAACUAUAAUAUCAUUAUGGGAAGCCGUAAUAACUUGGAAUGCAUAAUUCUAGAACAGGUGUAUUUUUUCAAAAAAAAAUAAAACAUAAAAUUGUUAACUGUAUUCAUGAACCUUAAAAAAAAGUACAUACUUUGCAUGAUGGGUGCUGUUGUAGGUGAGAAGUUAGAAAUUUAAGAUAUAGAGGAGAAUUUAAUGUGGGUAUAUAUGUAUACACUGAUCAAUCUUUACUAAUGAAGAACGAUUCUGAGCAAUUUAUAUCAAAAUUUGAUAUUAAAUUCUUAAAAAGUAAUAUACCACAUCAAACUCAAUAUUUUUUUUUUUUUUUACCACAAAGUAUGACCUAUAAUGAACCUACUGUUAAAUUAUUAAGGAUUUCUGUUUAAUCUAACAAUUUUAUCCACAGAGAACCUAAUCAAAUACAAAUAAUUAUCUAAAAAAACAAUGUCUCUAAAUAGCUUAAAAAUGGCUCAAAUAUUUGAAAAUUGUAGAAAAGGCAAAUACAAGUUUUUUUUCCAAAUUUCAAGUCUCUAUGAAUAUUUUAAAUUUAAUUAAAACAAAAAAAAAAAAAUUGAAAAUAAUACAUUUUGUAAUUUUUAAUAAUUAAAUAGGCAUUAUAUAUUUUUUUUAAUAAUAUUUGUCUAAUUUUAUAUAGAUUGAUAUAAUCCUGUUUUUCCCAAGUUUUUCCAAGUUUACCUAUGUUUUUCAUAUUUAUUGGGAAAACUCCCAGAAAAAUAAAAAAUUGACCCUGAAAUGCCUAUCUAAUCAGAUUUCCUUUCAAAAAAAGUGCUAUACUUGAAAAUCAGUAAAAAAUCGAUGGUGGAAAAGUUGUUCACAGAAAAAAAAUAAAAUAAAUGUCAUUGUAAAACCUAUACAUUCCUCGCUCUGCUCAGAAUCUAAAACUAUUAGGUAUGUAGGUAAGAAUUAAUAUAUUGUAAACUAUAGAAUAGAAAUGUAUCUUAUUAUUAUUAGAAACCAAAAUAAAAAAUUACAAAACUAAGAUGAACAAGAUAUAUACUAUAAGUUAACUAUAUAAGUUUAUGGUACAUUAAUCAGUAAUCAGUAAUUACCUACCACCUACAAAAUGUUCACCAUCUAUACACCAACCAUCAAAUUAUUUUAGAAACUGUUUUACCCCCUUUCUUCUAGGAAUUUUUGCCUCUUAUAAUAAUUCCCAGAAAUAGACAUCAGACUGUAUAUUUUAAUGAGUUGGGAAAUUAAUUAAUUAAUAUAUUUAUUUAUAUGUAUUAACUAUUUUAAUAAUUUUGAUUAGUGUUUAUUUUCAAUAAUUUUAUUAAUAAAAGAGGAAUUAGGAAUAUUUGUUAGUCCAAAUUUAUAUUCAAUACCUCAAUACCUAGGUACCUAUCAAUUGUUGUACCUAGAUUAUAAAGUCUUAGUAGAAUAUAAUAAUAUAUACUAUUAUAAAUAGUAUGUUUAAACUAUUUUUUUUUUUUUUUUCAUUAAUCCAUUUUAUUUUAUGAGUUGACAUCGUUUUAUCUGUUCACCUGAACAAAUAAACCAAUAUUUAUUCAUUGAUAAUGGUAGCAGGUUUUUUGACCCUCCCAUUCAAUGCACUAUUGUGGGAUAUGAGUGUGUAAUUUUUUGUUUACCAUACAUCUAUAUAAAAAAAAACAUGUCAUCAUUGGUGUGUAUUCGGUAAGCAUCUAAAGAAUUAUCAUAUGCAGAUAACACAGUAUGAAAAAUAAAAAAUAUAUAUUCAAUGCGUCAUAAUAAUAUUAAUUAUGUACAGAGCGAUUACAUUGUUUUAUUAUGAACUUUUAAGCGUUAUACGAACAUUUUAAGUAAAUUUGAUUUUGGAUUUUUUUCCAGAUAUAAGUUAUAUGAAAGUUAUUUAUUAUGUUAUUAUUUAUAAUAUUUUCGAUAUUUUACCUUAUGACGUAUUGCAUAGGACAACAAAUUUAUAACAUAUUUGUCUAUUAACUUUUAGUUUUAAAAAUAGGAUGCAUAUGCCAAAAGAAUGUAUUUUCCUAAAAAUGUCUGUAACUAUUCAUAUUUAUGCACUUAUAUUAAACAUUUACCUAUUAAUUAGAUUCACUUGAGUCUUCAGUGUAAUUGCAUAUCAAUAGAAAAUUAUGUUUCUUGAUGAAGAUCUUGCCUCUUAAGUGCAGUCAGUAAUAGGAGGACUGCAUCCCUCCUCAAUCCUCCUGGGUUGUACUAUCUAUAGUCAUAGUUGUUACUUUAUAGGCUUGAGUGAGUUAAUAUUUUAAUAGUAAAUAAUAUAAUUGUAUUAUACAGUGUAUUCAAUAUUCAAAAUAAAAUAAUAUUUCCUCCCCUUCACCCCCUUAGAAGAUUAAUAAAAUCCACCACUUCAUAAAAUAAUAUUAUUAUUAAAACAAUUGAAAAUACAUAUCCCAAAAUGUUUUCAGUACUAUUAUUUAUUGUUAUUAUGUUUUUUUUUAUAAUAAAAAAAACCUUAAUAAUCAAUACUUUUCUGUGUUAGAACAAAUUGAAAAAACACCAAAUAAUUUAAAUUUCAUUCUAUAUCUAACAAUUGUAACUAUUGUAAUUCUAAUUUUAAAAUUAAGUUUGCUAUAGUUUUCCCAAAUUUUUUUAUUGAAAUUUAACACAAUAUUUACCUACUUGUGGGUUUAUACUAUAUUAUUUUUAAAUAACCAUGGUGAGGUGAAGCAAUGAUUUUUAAAUAAUAUUUGAAAUUCAUAGUUAAUUAUUUAAAAAUGUGUAUGUAUAACAAAUUUUUCGAUUUUUCGAAGAGAUUUCCCAGAAAAUGUGAAAAACCGGGUUGAUUUUAUUGCUUUGGUAACUCUAUAAAUUUCAUAUUAUGAUAAAAUGAUUUCAACUAUAUGCGUUUUCAUGACAACAAUGAUUGUUUAGAAAGAUUAAAAUAAUAACAAAAAUACAAAUAAAGACGGUAGCCAAUGACAACCUUAUUUUUAAUUUUUCAAUAUUUGUUAACCUAAAGAACCAGGUUUUCCUCAUUAUCUCGAAUAUUAAUGAGAAUUUCACAAAAUGCUCUUUUUAAAAUACCACCCAGAGAUAUUUCCUUUCAGAAAAAAGGCUAUACCUGAUAAUUGAAGUAAGUUUUCUGGUAGAAAAAGCGUUAACAUAAAAAAAAAAAAAAAACUUCAUUGUAAAAUCAAUACAUUCUUCGCUCCAAUCAAAAUUUAAUAUGACGAACAUAUUUCGCAUUUAUUGAAGUUGGGAAGGUAGGAUAUAGAGGGGAAUUUAAUUUAUGACUGUAUGCAAUGAUAAAUCAUUGCUAACAAAAAAUGAUUCUGAGCUAAGUUCAGUUGAUAUAAUGUUGCUUUGUUAACAAUAUUGGUGUACAUGUUUUAAAAGACCACGAAUUUUAAUACGUCCCCAUAAAUAUUUUUAGUUGAAUUACAAAAAAAAAAAAAUAAAAUAAAAUAAAAUUGAAAAUAAUACAGUUGGUAAAUUUUCACUUUUUUUCCAGAUUUUGUGUAAUUAUUAUCAAAAUCACUUAGAAAAUAAAAAAAUUACCUCCCUUUAGUACCAAUUAGAUAAAAUUGUCUUUCAAAAAAAGUGCUAGACUUGAUAUAUUGGAGCAAGACUUUUGGAAAAGUUGUUAACAGAUAUAAAUUUAAAAAAAAACAUUGUAAAAUCAAAUAAUCAUCACUACUCUCCAAAUUUAAAAGUCUCUCUCAAAUCAAUGUGGCCCGUGACCUGUUGAAAGUUCUUUAAGUGGUUCAUACAGUCAAUAAGGUUGAGAAACACUGGUUUACCGUUUUAAGGAUUGUGAAAAUGUUUGUUCUAUUCAACUACUUAGAAAUUCAUUAUAUUAUUAAAAAAAAAAAAAAACAUUUUACAAUAUACAAUACAUAAGAUAUACAAGUACAUCGCGUGAUAAAUGAUAAAAAUAACAAAACUACAUACCUGCGUAAAACUUUUUUUAAGUAGGUAGUAAGAACAUACAUGUACAAAGCACUAAAAUUUAUCAGAAUUCUAAGAUUAUAUUAUAUUAUCACAUGUCUUACGAAAAACACUUAAAAAUUGAUUAAUCAUUAUUUAUUACUUUACAGUUUUUAGCAAAACUGUUUCAGCAUGCAGAUAUUGUUAAAACAUAAUAUAAUACGAUAAAUUAAAUGUUUAUAAUUUAAGAUUCUGUCUUGUGUAAUUUUGUUUUGUCUUUGCAAUUUUUAGGCUAAUUUUUGAUUGAUUCAAUAACUUGAAUUUAUAGCAAUUUGAACACAACUGGUGUACUUUAGAAAAGUUUUUAACUAAAUAUGUCUUCUUGUUACUUUACAUGAAUGUUACUCUCAUUUUAGAAUCUGAGCAAAGCAAGGAAUGUGUUGAUUUUACAAUUAUGUUUAUUAUUAUUAUUUUUUAUCUAAACAACUUUUCUAACAAAAAUUUUACUCCAAUGUAUCAAGUAUAGCAAUUUUUUCUAUUUGACUUUUAAGGAAGAUCAUUUUUUUGAUUUUCCAAGCGAUUUUCGUAAUAUCUGAGAAAAAUCUGGAUAAAAUGUAAGAAAAACGGGAAAUUUUUGUUUUUUUUUAAGCUUUUAUAGAUAUUUUAAUUUUACCAGUUUUGCACGUAAUUAUUAUUAGGUAGGUACUCUGUGGUAAAUUGUUAGACUUAACAGAAACGCUUGAAAAUUUAACAAGAGGUUCAUUAAGAGUCUUACAUUGUGGUCAAAAAAAGACAAUUUGAGUUUAAUGUAGUAUUUUUUUAUAUAAAGAAUUUUAAUAUCAGAUUUUUUCGAAAAUCGUCGAAUAAAAAUUAUGUGGAACAAAUCUAGUUUUUAAAUUUUAUUUUUGAACAUUCAUAUAUUGCCGAUUUAAGAACUAUGGUAAAGUCAGAAUUGAGCGAACUGAUUAAGUUUCGAAAUUAUAGCUUUUUGAAGUUUAUUAUACAGAUAUUAUAUGUUAUGUUAAAUAACUAAAUAUUGUCUUUUUUAAAGUAGUUGGUCGUAGCUGAAUGGUUAUUUCCCAGGGAUAGUGAGUUCGAUCUCGUGUUCCGUAAAAAAAUAUUUUGUAUUUUUUUCUUCUUUUACCUAAACAAGGAAAAAAAAUGCAUUUUGGGUGACCCAAGCCAUCGUUCACUCGGAUUAUUUUAAUCGAAAAAUUCUCCUCGAUUAUUUGUUAUGCAAAUUUUUCUACCAGAAAUCUUGCUCCGAUCUAUCAAGUGUAACUUAUUUUCUGAAAGGAAAUUUUGGAAAUCUCAAUGGUAAUUUAUUGAUUUUUUAAGUGGUUUUCAUAAUAUCUUAGAAAAACCGGGAUAAAAUGUCAAAAAAAUUGAAAAUAUAUGAAAUGUAGGUGUUAGUAAAAAAAUAUUAUGGCCUUUUUUUCUGUGUACAACUUCUCUUUUAGGAAUAUUUGUCGUGAUCUAAUGGUUAUAUAUGUCUAUUAUCAUUCAAGUGGUUCAUGAGUUCAAAUCCGAGUUUCGAACAAAAGUUAGCAUUUUUUUUUCUUGUAAACAACUUUUCCACUGAAAAUAUUGCUCUGAUUUAUAAUAAUAUCACUUAUUCUGAGAAGAAAUCUGACUGAAAAAGUUCCUUAGGGUGGUCAUCUUUCGAUUCUUCCAAGAGUUUUCCCAGCAAAUGUGAAAAACCGGGAAAAAACAUGGGAUAGCCGGAAAUAACGCAGGAAAAACGGGAAAAUCGGUACAAUAUUAAACAAAAAAUAUAUAAUGGCUAUUUAAUUAUUUGAUCAUAAUAUGAUAUAUAUAUUGUUGAAAAAUUAUCACUAUCAACUGAACUGCACUCAGAAUAGUUUUCUCGUUAGCAAUGGUUUAUCGUUGCUUACAGAUAUACAUUUAAUUAUCUAUAACAGUGGCUGCAACUGACCCCAGUAUCCUGGGACGUCUUUUUUUUUGUUUCAUUUUAUUAUUUGGCCUGUGCUAAAAAAAAAAAUCGUUUAGUUGAUUUGAUACUUUGAUUAAUUAAUAUUAUCGUGGAAGAUUCAUUUAGACCGUGUAGAACAAUGUAUACCAUGCGUGUAUAUAUUGGACUAGCUUUCAUAUAAUAAUUGGGUACUCUGAACUAAAAGCUCCACUCCCUUAUUAAUUAUUUGUAUUGAAAGGCAAUCGUGUGUUGACUUGAUCCCGCAAGUGUAUGUAGAAUAACCCAUUCGUAAUAGACUUGUCUACUAUUGUCAUUAUCAUCGCUCGACGAUCGUCAAGUACAAAUAAGAAUAUUAUUUUUAGCGCAUAAUAAUAUUAAAUAUUGUGCAAUUUUUAAUUUAAAGACAAAAAAAACUGAUACUGGGACGGGUGCAGCAAUUUUUGUUUGUGUGAAGUUGGAAAGGUAGAAUACAUAUAACGUUAAAUAAUUUAUAUCUGUAUACGUAGGGAUAAACUAUUGCUAACGAUUCGGAGCAAAAUUCGGUAAGCCAUAUUUUAAAAUGCCUUAAUUUUUAUGAUUUUCGUCAAAAUUUGAUCUUAAAACGCUUAUGAAAAACAAUCCAAUUCAUUAACUCAAAUUUGUUUUUAGACCACUAAUAACAACAUAUUAUAAUGUAACUUGUGUUAAAUUUUCAAGCAUUUUUCUAAAGACGUAAAAUUUUAACAACAAAUACCUACCAAAUAAAAAUACAUAUAGAGUAUGUUUUUAUCGUUUAUCAGCGAUUAUCUUAGAGGAUUUUAAGUGAAUGAGAUUUCUGUUUUUUUUUUUUUUUUAUUGUAAAUCGUUUAAGCUUUAUUUUAAAACCAUUUUUAAUAUUUUACCCCCACUCAAUAUACAUCUUAAAUAAGUACAUACUUUUGUUUUUCAAAUAAGAACCCCCUUUUUGGACAUAGAUUCGAAUAGAGAAUAUUUAUUUUUAGAAAUAUUGGUAUGCAUUACCAAAUAUCAGAUUUAACGUUUAUGAGUUAUAACUGUUUAAUGUUUAGACCGGAGGAGUAGGGAAGGAUAAUAAAUUGCAUAUCUGUUUUAGAUUCUGAGUGGAGCGAAAAAGCUUAUGGUUUAACAAAGAGGUUUUUUUUUUUGUGGACAACUUUUCUAUCAGGGGGCUUACUCCGAUAUUUACGUGUAGCAUAUUUUCUGAAAUGAGUUGGUAUGUGGAGGUCCCUUUAGGGGAGGUCAUUUUUCGAUUUUUCAAGAGUUUUCUCAUCAAAUGCAAAAAUAAACGGGAAAAUGUACGAAAUAUAGGUAUAACUAAAAUGAUGAUGGCCUUCUUUUUUUCUGUGGACAAUUUUUUUCCAGCAAUUUCGGUCUAAGGGUGGUUACUUUACAGAGGUCGUUUUUCGAUUUUCUCCGGAGUUUUCUCAUCAAAUGUGUAAAACUGGGAAAAAACAUGGGAAAAACGUAGGAAAACCGGGGAAAUCGGUACAGAAUUAAACAAAUAUUAUAAAAUAAAAUGUAUAGAGUUUAUUUAAUUAUUUUACUAUAAUAUGGUAUAUAUAUAUUGCUGACAAAGCAUCACUGUCAGCUGAACUUCGCUCAGAAUCGUUUUCUCGUAAGAAAUGGUUUAUCGUUAUUAACAGGUUAUUAACAUUAAAUUGCCUAUAACGGUGGCUGCACCCAUCCCCAUUAUCCUAGGAGGUAUUUUUUUAAAUGGUAAGUUGAUAACUCUUCUGUAUUCUUGAAAUCUACCCUACAAAAUGUCCAUAUAAGUAUUUUGUAAAAAACAGGUCUCUACAAAUUUAAAAAUGGGCAGGAUUGGCCAUAUUUUCGACGGAGCCGUCCUUAUGGGGAGAAGAACCCAGGCUUUAGCCUCGCGCUUUUAACUUAGAUUUGGGACCAAGCGUUAACAUAAAAAAAAAAAUUGCUAAUUUUGGUACAGUAGAUUAUUAAAAUAUUUAAAAUUUCGCUUUGGGUAUCGCUAAUCUUAAGGACAGGCGUAAAUUUUUUACCAUGUUCAUUCCAUUUUUAUGGUUAAAUUAUAUAUAUACUCAAAUUCUGAUUUUUGAAAUUUUUAAGUGUAAUAAUUACAGUUAGUAUAGGUACACGGUUACUAUUUUGGACUUUUGUAGCUUGGUAGGCAUAAAACAAAAUAUCAUUAUAGUAAACGGUUUAGUUGAUAGGUAAUGAAGGUAAUACCUAAUUUAUUAGAAACUAUUUUUAUUUCUUAUCAAAAUGGGUGGACUUGUGUUUGUCCAAAAUUAACCUUAUAGCCAUCAUAAACAAAAUAAAAUAACAUUUUGGUUAUCAUUGUCUGUGAGUGCGUAUAAUACGAGUGAUGUGAAACAACGAAAUUAAUUCGACUUAAAGAAACUGCAGAUUCGAAAUUAUACACCGUAAUACAUAUUAGAUACGUUACAGUCGAAAAUUGCACAGAAUAUACAAUUCGAAAUGGAAUUAUACACCGCAGUCACGCCAGGAUACGUGUUUCUAGCCCCACUCAAGGUUUUUUUUUUUAUUUUCUCGAGAUAUACAAAUUUUGGGAUUGAGUUCAUAAAUUCGUACAAAUUAUAAAGGAAAAAAUGAGUCUUUUCUUGAUGUUUGUAGGUUUAAUUUCUUGGAUGUGAAUAAUUUAGCUUUUUUACUGAAGGCAGAUUUGGAUUUUCCGGGAGGCCAUACCCUGUAACAUUCUGUAAUCCUGCUUCUUAAAUAAGGAAAUUGUUUAACUUGGUUAAGCUUGUGAUUAUUUAGAUAUAUCUGGGCUAUUAUAUCUUGUAGUUUUCUGGCUCAAACCAGUAUCUUUGUCUUAUUUUUGAUUAUUUUCAUUUGGAAAGUUUUAUGCGUCUUUAUUACAUUUCGUCGAUAGCACUUUGUGUAAUACUCAUUUUUUGUUCUUUACAUUAGGUGUUGCUACUCUUUUUCGGAUAUCUGCUAAAAAGGAUAUAUAUAUCUGGUACGGUUUGUUACAUAAAACCAGUGUCCGUCCUCGUUAAUUUGUUUCACAAUUCAAGCACUGUAGGUACUCUAUACAAUGUCUACCCGUCGCACCGCACCUGUAAUGUUAUUAUAACACCUCUCGUCUUCAUCGCGCCGCAACGGGUAGGCACACAUGCAGAAGUAUUUCGUCACCACGAUCUGUAUUUAUUCUUCGGUCGAGUAGUACCUAGGUAUAAUAGGUAUAUUAGGUAGUUCUAGGCAAACACGAAAUCGUUAUAUGUUAUCUCGCUGUCGGUGACGAAGACGGCGGUGGCGGUGUUUUGAAGGCGAGUUUAUAAUGAGAAUAACACUAUUAAUACCUUUACGCAUAUCAUUACGGUGGUUUUUUUUUUUUGUCGUCGUCGUUUCAGCAGUCAUCCGCGGUCUAUCCGCCCAUCCGCAUACUCGAAAGAUAACGGCGCGCAUGAAUUUUUUUUUUUAUUAUUUCACUUACGUUAUCUAUUAUAAUACUUACUAAUAAUCACUUGUUGUUCGAGCCACGUUCUCGAAACGCGCCCGGGUACCUAUAUAAGAGCACACGCCCCGCGUUAUUGGAUUCAUAAUAUCGCUUGUCGUAGUCUAAUCCAACGAACCGAAAACGCGUUAACAUCCAUACGGUUCUUUUUUUUACCGUCUUCUUUUGCCUUGUACGAUUUUAAUUUUUUUCAACUUCUAGUCGUAAAAGUUUUUUUGUUUUGUACUUUUCGCCGCUGUCAUCGUAAGAAUUCACUGCCUACCAUCGCCCACGAUGGUUCUCGUGUUUCGACGGUGUCUGUAAAAUAUCUUGAGUCUCGUCGAUCCGAUGAGUUGGAAGUUUGGAUCAAGGCAUGUUAUAUUUAUACGUUUUUACAUUGCGAACCGUGUAUGGAAAAAAAAAUGCAUGGUGUUUUGAUAUCGUGUACCCUGUGCCAGAUCUAACUCUUCCAGCUGAUCGGAAUCGGUAAAAUUCGACUGUUCUACUACUACUAUUAUUAUUAUUAUUAUUAUUAUUAUUAUUAUUAGCGUAAGUUAUCUAAAAAGUAGUGUCUUUUUUAUUCAUACAUAAUUAGUUUCGAUAUUGUGUUUUUUUUUAACUCGUAUAUCUUCGGUUCUAGGCAACAAGGGUUUAAGUCAAUUUUUUUAAUUUUUUUUUUUUCUCUAAUUUCACAUUUUUCCAUUUAUUUUCUAAUUUAAAUUAGGAAUGGACCGAUACCAGAUAUUCUAAUAUAUGUUACUGAUAUAAAACUUAAACCCGAUAUCUGAUAUUUAAAAUCGAAAACCACGAUUUAAUAUUGAAAUUAACAUUGGUUGAAAACCUGAUUUUUAAAUAUUUUUUUCAUAAUCCAGACAUGAUAUCGGGUCUAAUAUCGGUUUGAAAAAAAAUCGAUACGGUUAAACCGAUACCAUCAAUAUUGAUCAUUAUCAAGUAUCGGUUUAUUUAUCGUCCACUCCUAAUUUAAAUUGCAUUUGAUAAGUGUAUGUAUAUUUUCAAAAUAAGUGUUUAAGUGUUUUAUUUAGUGUACUUAUGUAUUUUCAAAAUGUAAUUUGCCUAUAUCGAAAACUAUUCAAAUUUGUAAGCCCUUCUUUUUUAGUCGAUAGAUGAUAAUAUGUGUCAUUAUUCGUUGUUGAAUUGUUUAUUUUCUUAUUUCGAAAAACGAUCAUAAAUAUUAUACUGUAUACCAAACUAUACUCAUAAUUAUUAAAUAUUGUAUUUUUUAUAAGAUUAAAAAAAAAAAUUAAUUAUCGCGUUUAAUUUUAAGUUUGUAUUUUAGUAUACAUAAGUUCGGUAGGUAUGUUUUAUUUACUCGAAUGACGUUUAUUAGUCUUUUCUUUCUUUUAUUUUUAUUCGAGUAAUCAAUCUGAGAUUUCUAUCCUAUCGUAAUUUGAUAAACUUCUUGCAGAUAAAAUUGGACUACUAUUCGGUUUUUUCAUUUUUUAACGUUAACCAAUAUUGCUUUUUUUCAUGUUAAUAUAGUCAAUACAAUUAUUAUAAUGUAAAUCUGUUAAGAAAAUUGUAAAAUAUAUUAGGUAAUAAAAUUACAAAAAUUAGUGAAUAAUAAUAAAGUUGCAGCGACCUAUUUUUCGUAUACGCAUUCAAAUGCCGAAUAUAGAAAGUGAAUUCGUGAAUUAAGUGGAGAAGUAGUCUGUUCACUAUAUUUAUGAAAAUAUUAAAAUAAAAUAUUUUGCAAAUACGCACAAGUGAGAUUCAACUCCUCCAACUUAAUUCAGUCACAACACACAACGAGAAGAUCGACGGAGAGAAAAAUAUGGUCGCUGCUAAACAUUUUUUUCUUAAUCGUAUUUUCGUGUUAUACAUUAGUAUCGUGAAACGUUUAAAAAUGUGCAGAAUUCGUAAUUAGCAAAAAAAAGGUAAAUAAUUAUAUUGUUCAAAAUACCCAAUUGUAUAAAUAUACAAUAUAUAAUUAUAUAUUAUUAUUAUAUAUUUGUAUAUAUAUAUAUAUAAUAUAAUAUAAUAUAAUAUAUUAUGAAUUAUCAUAGAUAAAUAUUGAUCUCAAAUACAUUUAGUUUAUUAUACGAGUACUUAUAUAUUGUCUAUAAAAAAAAAUUGUAUGAAUUGAAUAUGGUAUUAUCUUUGUACUUAAUUCUUACCAUACAUCGCUGUACAAUAAAAGUAAAAUAAUUUUUAUCUUUUAAAUAACAUUGAGUACCUACUUCAAUGAUAUAUUAGUUUGUAACUUAAUAACUAAUUUAUAUUGCAGUGUUAUCCUUCUAUUUAUCUUUAUAGCAUCCUUAUUAAGAAGAUAAGAAGGUUUAUUUAUGUUUACUUUGCAGCGGCACUUGAGAACAGUAUUAUAUAUUAAUCUUAACUAAUAUAAUAUAAUAUUAUUCAUUAUGUUGAAAUAUCUGCAGCUAUGAUUAUUGAUAUUUUAUGAGGGGAAAAUGCUGUAAUAAUGUAUAUAUCAAAAUAUUUGGUAUUAUAUAUUACAUACUAAUAAGUAUUAAUUACUUAUUCUUAGUGAUUUAUAAAUAAAUUAUUACAGCCUUAUUGACAGGAUGAAAAAAAUAAAAGAUUUGCGAAUAGCAAAUUAGCUGUUUCCAAUUGUUUCAGAAAUUCUCAAUAUUUUUUUAGAUUCAGAGCGUAGUCAGAAACAUUUAAAAACACAUAAUUAUAUAAUAUACAUAAUUAAAUAAUUAUACAAAAUUAUUGACUAAGUAUAUUGUUGUUGUUUAUAUUCUAAAAUAAAAUAAAAUAAUGUUAUACUUAUUUAUGUUAUUUGUAGUUUUGAGUUCCUUUUUUACAUUAAAUUUUGUUUUAUUUGUUUAUUUAAGCUCUGUCCAUAAGAAAAAAUUAUUAUUAUUUUGAUUAUUAAAUGACAAACAUUCUUUUGACUUCUCUUCUAUUUUAUUGUAUUUUUUUAAUAAUUUAAUCUGAGCUUUUUUAAAUUCUGAAUGAAUCAAAUAAUGACAUUAUUUAUUGUGUUGUUUUUAAUUUCUGAAAAAUAUAAUUGAAAAUGUUACAAAUUAAUAGUUAAUUAAAUAUUAAUAUAAUUUUUAGAUAAUAAAUAACUAAAACUUAAAUGUAUAACUUAAAAUGUAUGUGUAAUGUAAAUAAAUAAAUCAAUUUAUUAUACCCAUUCAAACAAAUAUUGUUUCAUUAUGACUUUUUAAACUUAAUUUAACUUUGAGAUUCAAGUAUUUAUUUAUUUAUCAUACUGAGAAACAUUUCAAAAUUAACAACUAAUAAAUAUAUAAUAAACACAAAAUUCUAAUAUACACAAAGAGGUCAAAGGUGUAAAUUUAAAAUAGUGAAAUUACAAUAAUAAGGAUAAUAAUAAUAAGUAUUUAUACAAAUUUGAUUCAGAUAGAGAGGUUAUAAUUUUAGAUUUGGAUGUCCAAGUUUGAGAUCCACUGGAUUGCUUCUGAUGUGGCCAUGAGAAGGUUGUUAAUGCUUUCAUUGAAUGAUCUCCUUGGGCAUUCUUCAACAAUGUGUUCAGUUGUUUGUAUCAUACUUCUGCUGUCACAUUUUGGUGUAAGUCUGAAGCCCCAUUUAUAUAGCAUUUGUUUAGUUUUACCAUGCCUUGUUCUAAUUUUUUUAAAUGUAACCCAGCCAUUGAGCUGCAAGUGGAACCCUGGUUGUCUGAUCGUUGAAUUUUCGAUGAAUGUUCAAUAUAUCUGGGUUCUCGUCGUUCCAUUCCUUAAUCCAUUUGGCAUUUGGGUAUUGAGCAAGUCUCCGGGGAGGUUUACGAAAUUUUAGUCCUUGUUUUUGGUUGCUUCACAUAAGUUAUAGUAAUAGAUUUAAUUAAUAGUACAAUAUGGUCAGAUAAUGAACUAUUACUAUCAAUUGUAUUACAUUUAAGUGAAUCAAAUACUAAAGUUGUUCAAAAAAUAACACUUUUGACUGGAUAGAUAAUUUAUUAAUAGUUUUAUUUUGAUAAUUCUAAGAUUUUAAAAUUUAUUCAGUAUGAAACAUAUUAAAAUGAAAUAACAUUACAUCAAUAAAUAAUAAAUUACAUCAAUAGUUGAAAUUAAUAUAUUCAGUUUAAAAGUAAGCACAAUAUUGGAAAUGUUGUUAAUCUGGGAAAAAUAAAUUUAAUUUAACAUUAUAAUUGCAUACGCAUUAAUACCAAACAGAAAUAUUUAAUCAUACAAUUAAAAAAAAAAAAUCAUUGGGUAAACAAUUAUAUUAGGAUAUAAUAUGUUGUAUCUAAUAUUCAUAUACAUAAUAUACAAAAAAAUAAAGUAAUUAAAUGUAUUUUGUAAUAAAUGCGUUUUACAUUUUGAUUAAUAAUAUACCUGAUGAUGAAUUUUUAAUUCAAUAAUAUACUUAUCAUAAUAUUCUACGUGACAUAUAAUUAAUUAAUUAAUUUUAUUUUUAUGUAUAUAUUUUUUAUUUAUGUAUUUAUUUACCAUAUAUAUUUACUUUAUUAUUUUAUUACAUAAUAUACUUAUUCAUAUUCAUGUACAACUAUGAUAAUAUUAGAUCAUUGUUAAAAAAUUUAAAUAAAAUUAAUAUAAAAUAAUAUCACUAUAUAUAAUAACCUCAGAACAUUAGUAUUAAAGAAAUAUGUUAUACUCGUAGUUUUAAAUUUAAGAAGUGUCACUAAAUAAUUAUACUAUAUAUAUACACACACACACAAAUUUGGAUUACCUAUUUUAUCCUGUAUCUACUUAUAAUCUGUCAAAAUGGGAGACAAAAAUUUUCGGAAUGUAACUAUCCGAAUUAAUAAAAACCCGAAAUUCAAAAAUCUAGAACCCAAUAAUCCGGAAUGUAAAUUCACGGAACUUAAAAAUCUGGAAUAUAAAAAAGCCUCAACGUAAUAUUCCGGAAAGUAAUUUUCUAGACCGCAAUAAUCUGAAACGUAAAAACUCGGACAGAUUAGUAUUUAAUCUUAAGAGAACGCCACGGUCAUUUUCAGUAUUAAAAACACGUCUACGCAAAACAUACGAAGCGAACGGCAUUAAAAAGUGGUAUAGAGUAAAAAUACCUAUUAUGAAAUUUAUAGAUAACAAUAUUUCGAAGGGAAUCUCAUAUGCGUUUUUGAAAUAUUUAAUAUUAAAAAAGUUACAGUUACAUAAAAAAUGUAAAAGCAGCUUUUGAACCUUUUAUAUCGAGCUGUAUAUUUAAAAUAUUACAAAACCCAUAUAAGGUUUCCUCUGAAAUAUUCUUCUCUAAAAAUCUCAUAAUAGGUAUUUUUACUCUAAAAUCACUUUUUUAAAUGCCGAUUCAUUUGUUUUGUGUAAACAUUUUUAACGUCGUAAAAUAUUAAUUUUGUUCCGGCACGUGCUGCUCCAAGCAGCACCGUGAAUUCCAACGUUGUCGUAAUCAGUGGCGCCUCUCUUCACUACAACACAGUGGCAGUGUAUACAUUUCCGCGUGAUUAUUCAUUUAUACUUUUAAAAUUAUGCCAAAUAUAAAAUGCUGAAUAUAAAAAAAAAAUAUUAUCGAUUAGAUAGUUAUUAUUUUCAUGUUAUUUGCUAGCUUUAUAGGUACUUCAGUCGUUCAUAUUCAUAUCCUUUACUAUUUACUAUUUAUAAUUAUAAUUAAUAGCACUAUGUAUAAUAUGAAAUGGUACAUUUUAUGUUUUAAAUUUUUCAAUCCCCCCAAAUAAAAAUAUUAGAAAUGUAAAAUGAUUGUAGGUACUAGGUAGGUACCUACUAUUUUAUAGUACCGAUGUGUCAUGACAAACCAGUACAUUAUAAUAUUAUUCUCAUACUUUUGUCAUAUUAUUAUUAAUGUAUUAUAAUUAUAAAUUUUACGCUCACGUACUAUAUGAUUUUUGAUUUUUCUUGGUACUUUUUAAAUUGACGAGGGUAAACUAGAAAAAAACGAAAGAAAACAUAAAUAUUUACGCAACAACCAUUGUUCCUGUAGAUUUUGGCUUUAUUAUGAUGUGGACUUGUAUUAUUAGUUUUUCAUGUGUGUGUAAACAACUUUUCUACUAGAAAUAUUGCUCCAAUAAAAAAAUGACAAAACUUUUUUUUUAUUCUUGAUCUAGCUGAUAAAAAAGAUAAAAUAUAAAAGAUAAAAAAGUGCUAUCAUUAUAAAUUAGAACAAAAUUGUUGAUAAAAAAGUUGUGCACAAAAAAAAAAUCGUAAUAUUUUAGUAAUAUAUUUCAUACAUUUUCCGGUUUUUCCUCCCAUUUUUUCGGUUUUUCACAUUUGAUGAGAAAAUGGAAUAAUGACCUUCAUAAAGUACCACCCCACACUGAUUUUUUUUCAGAAAAGGUGUUGCACUUAAAUAUCAGAGCAAAAUUUCUGGUAGAAAAGUUGCGCACAGGUAAAACAAAUUAAAAUAAAAAAUAAAUAUCUUAGUAAAACCAUAAGCUUCUUCGCUCCACUCAGAAUCUAAAAGGUUUUUUAUCUUUUAUUUAUUGAAGUAAUAUUUACGGUUACCCUUCGACGCGAGGUAAAUAUUUGUUGUUUUACCUAAAAUUUUCUUUCGGUUUUUCUCAAUUAUUAUUAAAAACCACUAAGAAAAUCAAAAAAGUAACCUACUUAAUGCACCAAUGAGAGAAAAUUACCUUUCAGAAAAGCUAAUACAAUUCAUACUUCGGAGAAAGUUUUCUGUAGAAAAGUUGAUCACAAACAGAAAAAAAAAUACCGGGACUGGUGCGGCCACUUUUGUAAGUGGGUAGUGGGGAAGGUAGGAUACAUAGUUAUUUAAUUUAUACCUGUAACCAACUAUACACCAAAGAUAACGAAAAACGAUUUAGUUAAAUAUGUUUUGAAAGGCCAUAAUAUUUACGACUUUCGUCAAAAUUUGAUAUUAGAAUUUAUCUAUAAAAAAAAAAAUACUACUUAAAAUUCAAAUUUUUUUUUGUCUAACAAGUACGACUUAUAAUGAACCUCCUAUCAAAUGUUCAAUCAUUUCUAUUUAGUCUAACAAUUUUUUCCACAGAGUACCUACCAAAUAAAAAUUACGUACAAAACUCGUAAAAUGAAAAUGUUUACAACUAGCUCAAAUAUAGAUCAAAUAGCUUGAGAAUUUGACUACGUCUUUAAAAAGAAAAUAUAUGUUUUCUUUUAAAAUUUCAAGUUUAUAAAUAUAUUAAAUUAAAUUACGUUAAAAAAACAAAAUUGAAAAAAAAUAAACGAAUUAUUUUUUGUAUAUUUCUGAUACUUUCUGCAUUUUUUUUCGGUUUUGAUCAGUUAUCAAAAAAAAAAAAUCUCCUUUUUCACUAACUAGAUUAAAAAUUCAACAAAAAAGAUACCUUGAUAUUUUUUAAUUGGAACAAUAUUUAUUGUGGAAAACAUAAUUGUGCUUCAAUGAACUACGAGUUUUGUAUAACAAUAUAACGUUUUUUUUCAUGACCCAAAUAACGUACAUAGUGCAGAAUUUGGAAAUUAAAUAGAUUGUAAUAUGUAAUAUAAAGAGCUUUCUGGGCUUUAUUUUGGACGAAGUCUGGUUUGAUAUUGUACCGAAUACAUAAGAAAUGAAAAAAACCACAAAGCUCAAAUUAUAUACAACCUGAACAUGGUUGUACAAAAGUACAUCAUUCUUUAUGAAUGUUAAUAUAUAUACACAGGACACAGAAUUUUAACGUUACUAAUACGAACAGACUAAGAAAAUUAUUGAAAAUUAUUGUAUAUUUUUCAUCUGGUCAACUUCAUGUUCUAUUUAGAAUAGAAUUUAAAUCUUAACUUAUACCUCAUCUUCAAUAAAUAAUAUUGAUAAAACUGAAAAUGUUUUACUAAUGAUGACAAUAAAUAAUUUUUGACUCUCUUCAAAACAGAAAACGACCUUUUUCCUCUUGCAUCGAAGCAUGACAUACAAAUAAAUAUUUAAAGGCAACUUCAAUAUUAGGGAAAGUAGUGUUUAAUGAUGACAUAUUCAAAUUGGUAUAUUAACAUUCCUUGUGUAUUUUUAAUAUAUCUUUUGAAAGGUUAGAUACAUAUUUUUCAAACUGAAUGAUUUUUUUCAAUACAUCCUACUUCUAAAUCACCAGAAAAAACAAUAUAACCAAUUUUAAUGCUUUUUUUUGGUGUAAAUACAUUUUCUUGUUAGCACAUGCGGGUGUGUCUGUAGUCCCAAGGGAACAAAAAAUCAUUGAAUUCUUUGAGCCCAUUGAAUUAAUUAGAGUUAUUGCUACUGCAUCUAUGAACAUAAUAUAUUUCAUUAUAAUGCAAGAUAGUAAAACAAAAAGGUUAUGAGAUGGAUUCCAUGGUUUGGUUGUUAAUGUUUGUGUAUUAUAUAGAUUCUGUCCAGUGAUGAGCAAUCAAUGAUUUUCUGGUUUGCUUCUUCAUGUUAAGCACUAGGCCUGUUUUAAGUCUGUUUAAGAAUUUCUGGUCUAUAACAAACAGUCAAUAGACAGUCUAUACACAAAGAAUGAAUAAUUUUUAUUUUUUCUGAAUUGUCUUAAAUAAAUAGAUAAUAUUUACUUUUAUUGUAUUUUAAUGCACCUAAUAUCAGGUUUUAUUUAGACUAUAUUAAAAUCUAUUAAUAUGAUGUAUUUUAAUUAUUAGUUGUGGCGAGUGGAUUCUGAUUGUAUUGGCUCGCUGUUUACAUUUCAACAUAUGCAGCAUAUGUGCAAGGACCCAAAUAUGUCAGUCUCAGAUCUAGAUGUUGAUUUGGACAAAAGUGUUAUUGUGGAUGCUGGCCGAAUUCAUAAAUUGCCUUUUACAUUUAGUUUAGUCAAAGUACUGCCUAAAUGCAGACACCAUUCUUCGAUGACAUUUAGUCUUUUUACUAAGUGUGAAGAGGAAGGGACUGGUAUGAAUAUAUUAUUUUUACACAAAUUAUGGUCCUAUUAAAUAUAUUCAUGAUGUCUAAUUAUAUAUAUAUAUAUAUAUAUAUAUAUUUAUAUAUUUGGUUUACAGAUUUAGCAGUAAGUGUAAAAGAUCAUAAAAAAAUGAACAGCAUGUUGGAACGGUCAUUUUACUCACGUUUGCAAACAAUUAAUGAUCGAGCAUUUGAUGUCAAUGACUCUGAAUACUCUGAUGAUUCAGUAUAUAAUAUGAAUCGGCCUACAGUGAAAAUGAAUGAACAAGAAAUUGGCCAGUGUUUCAUGAAACGUGUUGAUGACACUCGUUUGAUUUUAACUAUUACUCCUUCAUAUGCUGAAGAAAAUUCCACUAUUGAAGACAACUUUUUCGAAGAUUGUGAUUUCGACCUCGAACCAUUUGUUAAUCGUUCAAGAGCUUAUACGUGGCAUUAUACUAAAAGAAACAUUGGUGGUCAGUCAAUUGCAUCAUUAAAUAUGCAUCAACAAGAAAACUCCAUGAAUUACUAUAGAACAAUGUCUGUGGGAUCCACACCCUAUUAUAGUGAUAGUAACAAUCUGACUUGGGCUCAACUUAGGCUUGACCGUAAUUUAUGUAAUUUCGAUAAUAAAGACACCAAAAAUUGUUCCUCUAGUGGUCUUGAUAGAGAUUUACAAAAUGUUCCUACCAUUAUGAAUAUUGAAGUUUAUGACUGCCGGCAACAGGACAUAGAAAAUGUUUUAACAUCGGACAGUGAUUCGUAUGACCAUACAAUAAUUGAUAAUUAUACAAAUGAGUAUAGUACUUGUAGUUCUUUAUCAAGUAGUGAUGAAGAUGAAGAAGAAAAGGAAGAAGAAAAUAUAACAAUCAAAGAACAAUUUUAUUAUAAUCAACCAGGUACUUACACAAACAUAUUUUACAUUUUAUACCUAGUAAUUAAUUCAAAUAUAUACCAUAUAUAUAUGUAUACGUGUUUUUUUAGCUGUAGAUCCAAUGUUGAUGGACAAAUAUUUACAUAAAGUUAAGUUAGUUUACAAUCACAGUUAUGUAACCACUGUGUUUCAUGCUUUACACCUAGGAUUUAAUGUCCCAUACAUGGACAUUCAACGAGCUGUUGAUCGGUGCCAGCAUCGCUUAGUUUCAUUUGAAAUUACUGAUUACCUUAAGGUAUAAUGAAUAAUGUAUUAAUUAAUUAGUUAACAUGUAUUUUUUUUUAAUUCUAUUAAUAUCUAAUAUAUUUUUGUUGAUAAUUACUACCUAUAGUAUCUUAUUUUGUUAAUAUUUGUAUUUAUUUACAAAGUUAACAGUGAUGCAAAGAUUAAUUAAUAUAUUUGACUAAAAUGUAAGCAAAAUAUUCUUAAUUAAUAUUAUAUGUGUAGGUUGUAUGUAAUCAUUUCAAAACAAAUUCUAAUAGCUGUGCUGUUUGCUCUGCGGAAAACCAUGUUUUAAAAUCUCAUCAUGAUGAAAUACACUCAACAUUUUCAUCUACAUUAGAUCGCUAUAUGUUGAAGCCUGUAUUAAGUCACCCUGAUUAUUAUUUCUACGAUUAUAUUGAGAAAUUAGUAUGUUUCAUUUUGAAAUUAUUUUAUGAUUAUAAAUUUGUUUGUACAUGUUUACUAUUUUAUUUUUAAUAAUUAACUAAUAAUUGUACAUACAUUGUUUUUUAGGAUGAAGAUGAAGAUGGUUACUGUGUUAAUUAUAGAAUGUCAGAACAUGAUACUUCACAUAAACAAGAAGUGGAUGAACAAGAUCUAUUUCCUCUAUUUGUACAUUUAGUGUGUACUGUCAAAACAAAUAAAUUAACUAAAAGUCAAUCUGUACGUUCAUUACCUACUUGUAUUUGUAAGUAUUUGAAAUAUAAAUUUUAUUUUGAGAGAUAUUGGAAUCCUGGAAACAGAUGUUUAGCUAAAUAGUAUAAGGUUUAUAUUUAUUUAUUUUUAUAUACCUAUAUAUAUUAAUAUAUUAUAGGGGGCUAACUCACAUAACUCAUAUAAUAAAAUAUAAUAUUUGGAAGAUAUAAAUAUCAAAACAAAUAUUUUUAUAUAAUAUAGAAAUUUAAUGAAUUUAGUAAAAUAUAUACCUAUUAAAAAUUGUAAAUAUUAUAGAUUACUAGCUGCCUUGGCCACGUUUUGCUAUGGUUCUGAUUCUUAUGCAUUGUAAUAAUGAUAAAGAAAUAGUAUAUUGUAGGUACCUACCUAAAUUUAAUGAAGCAGUAUUUUUUUCCGCCCCAAUUUUUAUUAUUUGUUUUACCCAUAUUCAAUUUGGUUUUGAAUGUGUCAGAAUUGAAUGAAAACAAAUAGGUAGAAAGUAGGUAGUGUUCUAUUGUGAAAUUUUUUCAUGAUUUUUACAUCAAAAAUAUCUAAACGCCUAUUAUUUUUUUCGGAGGGGAGGGGUGGAUUUCAAAAAAGGGAAGUCUAAGGUAACCUAUCAGUAAGUGGGGAAGUUUGACAUUGAGUACCAUAUUAUACUGGCAGUUUAUCUUCUAAUGUAUAAAUAUCUCUUGUCAAGGUGUUUGUGGUCAUACUACUCCAAAAUGGCUGGAUGGAUUUUAAUAAAAUUUAUUUUUUGGUUGUGGUACAACCCACCAUCUCAUUAUACAAUUCAUACACAAAUACUAAAAUCGCGAUUAAAAAUGGUAGAGGGGGGUGAGAGAGUGAAAAAUACUUUAAAACUUAUUCUCAAACCUACCUAAUAUACAAAAAAUUUUUUAUUAAAAUUAAAAUAGGCUACAAACACUAUGACACAAGAUAUUUAUUUAUUAGAUGAUUAUGAUUAAGUACGUAUCACUACCUUAUAUUUUAUAUAUUGCUAGUGUUAAUCAAAUUUUAAGAAUAAAAAAGGCGAACAUACUUGGCUAUUAUUGUAGGUGAAAAGUUAGGAAGGUAGGAUAUAGAGGGAAAUUUAAAUAAUUCCGUGUGAAGUUCAGUUAUACAUGUAUAAAAAGGCCAUAAUAUUUACAAAUUUUGUCAAAAUUUGAUAUUAAAAUUCUUAUUACACUUUAAAAUUAAAAACAAUACAUUUUGUGAAUUUUCUUGGUUUUUCUAAGUUUUUACCAGUUUUGCCCACAUUUCCCCCCAAACACAUUUAUUAUGAAAAUAGUUUGAAAAUCAAAAAAACUAUCUUCCUUAAGUAUCACCCAAGGUAAAUUUCCUUUCAAAAAAAGUGUUAUACUUAACAAGGUUUCUGGUAGAAAAGUUGUUCACAAAUAAAAAAAAAAAUAAAAUAAACAUCAUUAUAAAAUCAAUAUAUUCCUCAAUUUGAUUCGGAAUUUAUAAUAAAUCACAUUUUAAUAAUUUUAUUGCAAACAUUUAAUUUUUUAUUAAAUUUCUUGAAUUUUAGCUAGUAAUUUUAUUUUGGUUAUUCAAAUAAUUUUUUUAGCACAUAAAAUGGCACAUACAAAGCUAAACAUCAAGCAAUGUAAAACAAUUUUUUUUUAAGAAAAAUAAAUAAAUUGUUUAAAUUAUUACUGUUCAAAUCCAAUAUCUCUACUAUGUAUUGUUACUUUUCCAAUUCCAUAAGUUCUUAUUUGUUUUAUUUUAUACAUAUUUAUAUUUAGUUGAACUAUUGAAUCAAGAUGUUGAGAGUGAAUCUAUUAGAAGCUUAAAUUUAAGUAAUGUUAAAGUAUCAUUAGAUGUAUACUGUUUAAUGUUACCAAAUAAUGAUUAUGAUUAUGACUGUGAUGAUGAAGAAGAUAAUGAUGAUGAUAGAUAUUAUCAACGAAGUUAUUCAGACAAAUUACAUUUCCCAAUUAUUAACAAUUCAUUGUUAGUAAAAAAACACAAUAAUUUGUUUUAUGAUUUUUUUUUUUUCUUUAAUUAUAAUUUUGUUUUAUAGAAAACAAACAAAACAAAACCCAUUUAUUUAUUUGUGUUACUCUAUACCAUCUCGAUAUGCCCAAGGUUUAGCCGAGUUUAUAGCUGAGGUAAAAUUUAAAUCUAUUAUUAUUUAAAUCAUUUUUCUGUUGUUACUUAAUUUUAUAUUUUUAGGUUGAAUGGUGUAUGCGUGAUGAAAUGGCUGCUGGUCUAUUAAAAGAUCCAAUUGUGACACCUCACACUUUAGAAAAACUCAUAGAGCACAUUUCAAGUUCACCGAAUUCUUCAUCAAAUGAACACAGGCAAAUUCCUGUGAAUUUUGUUUUACCUACACCUCUACUACAAACUGGCUCUAAUAAAUAUGAUAGUCUUUCACAAUUUCUACAGGUAAACAUUUUUUAUAUUAUUAUUAUUACACAUUAUAUUUUUCUUGUUUCAAAGUUGCAUUUCAUUCCUACAACAUUUAAAAUAAAAUUUGUAAAAUCCAUACAUAAAAUGCAUAAUUAUUGAUAACGUAGAGAAUUAAAUUAAAAACCGAAAAAAUGCAUAAUUUAUACAGUUUAUGAAAAAAUUAUUAUCUAUCUUUUACUAUGAUGUUUACACAAUAAAUUUAAUCAAGGUAGAUAUCACUUUGAUUAAAUUAGUUUUAAACAUAUGUGGUGCUUCUAUUAUUAUUAUUUAAUAACAUGUCAUAUUAUAUUGUAAAUACAUUUCAUAAAUGUUAUCUUAUUAUGUGCUUAUAGAUUAAACAUUUUUUUUUUUCAUAAUAUUAAUAUUAUAUUAAUAAAUAUAAUAUAAAUAUAUUUAUAAUAUGCUUAAGUACUUAUGUUUAAUUUGUAUGUGUUUUAGAAACUUGACCAAUUGGAAAUAAUAUUAGAUCAUGAUUAUGAUGAUAGAUUUUACGCUAUUGAAAAGUCUACAGAAAAUACAUUUUAUGUUGUGAAAAAAGAUUUACAAUUUAGCCCUGAUAGUACAGCUUCAGAAAUUAUAAAUUAUGAAGAUACUGAAAUUAAUUUUGACCCUGAUGUUUCAUUGACUUAUUCAGAGUGUUAUAAACCUGUAUUGCCAAAUUUUUGGGUAAUAUUAAAAGUCCUAGAAGAACAAAGAGAAAAGAAUACUGAUAAUAACAAUUCAAUCAAUAAGAUAAUAGUAAAUGUAUAUUUCCACUGCAGGUAAAUAAAUUUUUAAAUCAGUUUUAAAUAUUUUAUCAAUGCUCUAUACAGGGUGUUAAGAUAGCCUGUUGAACAAAGUGGGUGGUGUUCAACAGAUUUUUUUAGAGCUGUUAAUAUUCAUUUUUUUUUUCAAUUUGCUUUUCUUUGAGAGGAACAUUUAUUGAAAGAAAAAUUAAAUUUGUGUAUUUAUCCUUUAAUUUUUAAAAAAGUAACUAAUUCAUUUACUUAACACAAUUUUCAAAAUAACCAUUUUGUAAUAUGUACUAUUCUAAAUAUUUGAAUGUAUUUUUUAAUGUAUUUUUAUGUUAGUAAUAACAUAAAAUAAUUGAAUUGUUAAAAAUUAAAUAGUUGUUGCUUAAAAACAAUUAAUCUAAAAUCAUAUGAAUAUAUGAUAUAUUCUAGUUUUUGGAACAAUAUCUUUUAAAAAUGGCAAUUUGUAUUUCUACACAAUGGUUUAUGAGUAGUGCUAGGUUAAUAGUAUUUUCAAUAAUAUAUAUAUAUAUAAAUAUUAUAGUAAAAUAAAGACAAUGUUAAUGCUGUAAGUUUGUCUAGGUGUGUGUUGAGUUUUUCAAAAUAUUAUAAAAACCUUUAAGAAAAUGACUGGUAGUCACCAAUUAGGUCCAAAAUACAAAAAAAAAAGUUAUCUUAUCUUAUUUUUAUUGAGCAGUAUUUCUGGUAGAAAACAUAAGAAAACAACUGUUUGUAAAAUAAAAAUUAUCUCCUUAAAGUACCUUUCAGAAAAUUUGAUUAAUAUGUUGGAGCAACAUUUCUGGUAGAAAUUUGUAUACACAGUACAGAUAAAUUUAAUAAAUUAAAAAUCACCUCAGAAUCUGAAUUGUUAAAUAUUUAAUAUUAUAAGCUCUACUACACUCUGUAUAUGAGGUAAAAUAAAAAAAAAUACCAAUACUGUUUGAAUUGCAACCUUUUUAGUUUUGAUGUAAUGAAUAUUUUUGUAAAAUAUGUUUUCUAUGCUUGGUGAUUUUGUACUGAAUCCACCAAAAAAAGAGUAACUUAAUAAACAUUUUCGUGGAGGUUGGAAAAGAUUUUUUUUCUUUUGAUGAUUACAUAAUGAUACAGGUUAUGAUUAUUCUAAUAAAUAUUAAAAAUGUAUGUGAAAUCUUGCAUUUCUUUGUCAACUAAGACUAUAUCACAACUAUACAUUAAAACUAUAAGGUUACAUAGAAUUUACAAAAAUAGAUAUGCUCAGAAGUCACAGAAGCUAAUAUUAAUCCUACUGCUCUUUAAUAUGCAAUUCAAACAGUUUUAGUUUUGAUCACACCUUUUAUGUAUGUAUAUAAUUUCUUAUUUAGGUUUAGUGAAUUGGAUAUUCAAAAAAAAUAUACUGCAGUUAGAGAAGUUUUAGGAAAAAAUUUACGUCAAGCAGCAAUACAAGUUAAUCAAACUAUUUUACUCCAUCAUUUACAUGAUACAAGAACUUGUGAUCCAUUUUUGGAGCCUAUUAUUGAAGAUCUUAUUUAUUCAGAUGAAGGUAUUAAUAGUAUUAAAUAUUAA